CCUCGAACCCGCGCCCGGGGCCAUGCCCGUCAUGAAGGGGUUGUUGGCCCCGCAAAACACCUUCCUGGACACGAUCGCCACCCGCUUCGACGGCACGCACAGCAAUUUCUUGCUGGCCAACGCUCAGGGCCCACGGGGCUUCCCCAUCGUCUACUGCUCUGACGGCUUCUGUGAGCUCACCGGCUACGGCCGCACAGAGGUCAUGCAGAAAACCUGCAGCUGCCGUUUCCUCUACGGCCCGGAGACAAGCGAGCCCGCCCUGCAACGGCUGCACAAGGCCCUGGAGGGCCACCAGGAGCACCGGACUGAAAUCUGCUUCUAUCGCAAGGAUGGCUCAGCCUUCUGGUGCCUCCUGGACAUGCUGCCCAUCAAGAAUGAGAUGGGAGAGGUGGUGCUAUUCCUCUUCUCCUUCAAGGACAUCACUCAGCGUGGGGGCCCAGGACUGGGCUCCUCGACAGGCCAUGGGGACAGUAAUCAUGAAAACUCCCUGGGCAGGAGGGGACCCAGCUUGAAAUUUCGGUCGGCCAGGAGACAGAGCCGUACCGUCCUACACCGACUGACUGGUCAUUUUGGGCGCCAGGGCCAGGGAGGCAUGAAGACCAAUAACAACGUGUUCGAACCAAAGCCAUCCGUGCCAGAGUACAAGGUGGCCUCUGUGGGGGGGUCCCGCUGCCUCCUCCUCCACUACAGCAUCCCCAAGGCCGUCUGGGACGGCCUCAUCCUCCUCGCCACCUUCUACGUUGCGGUCACUGUCCCCUACAACGUCUGCUUCUCGGGCGAUGACGACACCCCCAUCACUUCCCGACACACGCUCGUCAGCGACAUUGCUGUAGAGGUGCUCUUCAUUCUGGAUAUUAUUCUGAACUUCCGCACCACCUAUGUGUCCCAGUCCGGCCAAGUCGUUUCUGCUCCUCGCUCCAUUGGCCUCCACUAUCUGGCCACUUGGUUCUUCGUGGACCUUAUCGCUGCACUGCCCUUUGACCUGCUUUACAUCUUCAACAUCACCGUGACCUCGCUGGUGCACCUGCUGAAGACGGUGCGGCUGCUGCGGCUGCUGCGGCUGCUGCAGAAGCUGGAGCGCUACUCCCAGUGCAGCGCGGUGGUGCUCACGCUGCUCAUGUCCGUGUUUGCACUCCUUGCCCACUGGAUGGCUUGCGUCUGGUACGUGAUCGGGCGCCGAGAGAUGGAGGCCAACGACCCGCUGCUCUGGGACAUUGGGUGGCUGCACGAGCUGGGCAAGCGGCUGGAGGUGCCCUACGUCAACGGCUCGGCCGGCGGCCCUUCCCGGCGCAGCGCCUACAUCGCCGCGCUCUACUUCACGCUGAGCAGUCUCACCAGCGUGGGCUUCGGCAACGUCUGCGCCAACACGGACGCCGAAAAGAUCUUCUCCAUCUGCACCAUGCUCAUAGGCGCGCUGAUGCACGCCGUGGUGUUCGGGAACGUGACGGCCAUCAUCCAGCGCAUGUACUCGCGCCGCUCGCUCUACCACAGCCGCAUGAAGGAUCUCAAGGAUUUCAUCCGCGUGCACCACCUGCCCAGGCCGCUCAAACAGCGCAUGCUCGAGUACUUCCAGACCACGUGGGCCGUCAACAGUGGCAUCGACGCCAACGAGUUACUGCGUGACUUCCCAGACGAGCUGAGAGCUGACAUUGCUAUGCACCUGAAUCGGGAGAUCCUGCAGUUACCACUGUUUGGAGCAGCAAGCAGGGGCUGCCUGCGGGCCCUCUCUCUGCACAUCAAGACCUCGUUCUGCGCACCGGGCGAAUACUUGUUACGCCGUGGAGAUGCCCUGCAGGCACACUACUACGUCUGCUCUGGCUCCCUGGAGGUGCUCCGAGACAAUACGGUGCUGGCCAUCCUGGGGAAGGGGGACCUGAUUGGGGCAGAUAUCCCUGAGGCGGGGUCAGGGGCAGGCCCAAGCUGCGUGCUGAAGACCAGCGCUGAUGUGAAGGCGCUGACCUACUGUGGCCUGCAGCAGCUGAGCAGCCGAGGGCUGGCCGAGGUCCUGAGACUCUACCCUGAGUAUGGCGCUGCCUUCCGGGCUGGCCUGCCCCGGGACCUCACCUUCAACCUGCGCCAGGGCUCUGACACUAAUGGCCUCAGCCGCUUUGCCCGGUCCCCUCGCCUCUCACAGUCCCACUCGGAAAGACUCGGCUCCUCCUCAGACAAGACCUUGCCGUCCAUCACAGAGGCUGAGGGUGGGGCAGAGCCAGGGGCUGGUUCCAGACCCCGCAGGCCCCUCCUGCUGCCCAACCUCAGCCCAGCACGGCCUCGGCCUCGAGGCUCCCUGGUCAGCCUUCUGGGCGAGGAGCUGCCCCCUUUCUCAGCCCUUGUCUCCUCCCCCUCCCUGUCCUCCUCCUCUUCCCCUGCCCUGGCUGGCCAGGGCCGCAGCCCCUCCCCACAUGGCCCUCCCAGGGGCUCGGCUGCCUGGAAGCCCCCACAACUGCUCAUUCCUCCACUGGGAACAUUCGGACCUCCAGACCUCAGUCCCCGGAUAGUGGACGGCAUCGAGGACUCUGGCCACACCGCAGAGGCCCCCACCUUCCGCUUCAGCAGGAAGGCUGAGGCACCCAGGCUCCACCCACAGGUCCCUCCUCCCGGGACCAGGCCCAGCCAGGAGCUGGCCACUGAGGCUGAAGAGGUGAAGGAGAAGGUGUGCAGGCUGAACCAGGAGAUCUCCCGGCUCAACCAGGAAGUGUCUCAGCUCAGCCAGGAGCUCCGGCACAUGAUGAGCCUACUGCAAGCCAGGCUGGGUCCCCCGGUCUCCUCCACAGCUGGGCCUUCAGAGAUCCCCGUUGUUCCUUGCCCCCAGCCAAGGCCACCUGGCCUCUUUCCCCAUCUUUCUGGACCACCACCCAAUCUCCAGGAUACUACACUUGCUGAAGUCCACUGCCCGGCCAGUGUGGGGACAGUCGAGAUAGGGGUUGCUGCCCCAGCCUCUAGGUCCCCUAGGCUGUCUCCCUGUCCCUCUCAGCCAGACCCUCUGGGACCCUCCCCAGUACCAGAGGCCUCACCUUCAGCCCCAAGCCUCAGAUCCAGAGCAGACACUUUCCACUGACACCGGCCCUGGGCCCACAACUGCCUGGGGUGGGCACUGCUGCCUGUCACUCAGGGAAGAGCUGGGCCCCUUGGCCUCUUGCCUCAGGGUCAGCAGCCACCAGCUGGCCUGGUGCACUCUGCUGGAUUCUCUGGACUCGUAGACAAAGCAUGGUCACCCUGACUCUGCUCCCUUCCCCCAACCUUCCCUUUUCCUCCUCUGUGAGGGGAGCCGGCCAAGGCCUGUGGGAGCCCGCAGGCGGGGGAUUGGACUCCGGUGCCCACCGGGCUGGAAGACGAGGGUGCUACUUCCGCCCCAGGACUUGGAGGCAGGCUGUCUCAGGGCAGUCUCUUCUGCCAGCAACUUGGAAACCAGUCCCUGCAGCACUCUCUCCCCACCGCUGCCCCUGGCCUCAGCCUAGCCCGUCCUCCCCUCAUGGUCGCACUCAGGGCCCUGACUUCUUGCACACGCCUCAUGGCUCCCGGCUCCCACGGCCCUCAAUCCUGGCCUCAAUUUUGGAUGAGAAAUAAACUUUAUUUUUGUA
Echinops telfairi (small Madagascar hedgehog) is the source of this 3581-nucleotide messenger RNA. It is a transcript of the gene KCNH4, whose product is annotated as potassium voltage-gated channel subfamily H member 4. The record is from RefSeq and is a predicted model, not a curated record. Gene Ontology annotation, molecular function: voltage-gated potassium channel activity. Bases 23 to 3058 code for a protein of 1011 amino acids. The transcript is spliced from 17 exons. Gene Ontology annotation, biological process: potassium ion transmembrane transport; regulation of membrane potential. NCBI's taxonomy places the organism in Eukaryota, Metazoa, Chordata, Mammalia, Afrosoricida, Tenrecidae. Gene Ontology annotation, cellular component: membrane.